Messenger RNA from Microthlaspi erraticum, 1164 nucleotides. Lineage: Eukaryota; Viridiplantae; Streptophyta; Magnoliopsida; Brassicales; Brassicaceae. The record is from the annotation of a GenBank genome assembly.
AUGGAAACCCUUCGAGCUAGGCAGACUCGACCGAUUGGGCUUGGAGAUGCACCAAACCGCCAUCAACAAAAACAAGGAAUCGUCCCACCUCCUGUCCAGAACCACAACUUUGAGAUCAAGCCAGGAAUGAUCAAUCUGGUGCAGAACAAGAUGUUUCAUGGGUUACCAAGUGAAGACCCAAUGGAUCACCUUGAUGAGUUUGAUAGGUUGUGUGAUAUGACCAAGUUAAAUGGUGUCUCUGAAGAUGCCAUCAAGAUGAGACUCUUCCCUAUGUCUCUUUCUGAUAAGGCUCACCAAUGGGAGAAGAGCCUGUCCCAUGGUACAAUCACUACAUGGGAUGAGUGCAAGAAAGCAUUUCUUGCUAAGUUCUUUUCAACAGGGCGCACAGCCAAGCUAAGGACUGAGAUCUCAGGCUUCGCUCAGAGGAACAAUGAGACAUUUGCUGAAUCUUGGGAAAGGUUCAAGGGUUAUACCAGUCAAUGCCCUCAUCAGGGCUUCAACAAUGAGUCUUUGCUCUCUACACUCUAUAGAGAAAACAUUGCUAACUCAAAUGGGAGCUAUGGAGAGGAGUUUGAUCGCACAAGCCUUAACUCGAUCCACAACUCGAUCGAGUCAGUUGCACAACUACGCCAGGACAUGCAUGCUCUCAAUUCCAAGUUAGACAAACUGAUCCUAGCUCAGUUAAGUGCGAAGAAUGUCAACCCUGUUUCUGGAAAAGUUCUAGUUCAAGAUCAGGAAGGGGAGGAUAAUCCAUAUGCUGAACCAGCCAACUAUCAAAGGCAACAACAUAGUCUCCCACCUGGAUUUGCCCCCAUAUCAUUUCAGGCCCCACCCACUCAAGAUUGGGAUAUGAAAGACAUGCUAAAACAGCUUUUACAAGGGCAGGCCAAGGGUACAUUGGAGAUGAACAACAAUUUAGUUGAGAUUGACUUCAAAAUUGAAUCACUUAAUUCAAGGGUGAAAACAAUCGAAUCUUCUGGUGCCUCUACUUCAUUAACAAAGGCGUAUGCACAUGCAGUAACACUAAGGAGUGGUAGACAGCUAUGCAGUCGAGAUGGUAUACCUCAAAUCGCUGUGAACAUCGAUGACGAGGAAGGAGAGGAUCUAGUUGAGUUUUCAGACAUUCUGACGCAGUCGGAAAACCCUAGGAAUAGCAAGCACUAA